GCCCUCGUCUGUUUGCUUGCGAAUCCUUGACUGGGCCGAACACUUGAGAGUUUGGGGUGUGCUUCAAAUCUCAAACACCACACUAUGGAAACCAUUGGCGAGAUCAUCCCGUUCGCCAAGGAGAUGCUAAACCAGAGGCCAAGCCGAGGCAUGCUGAAGAUCUACAUGCUUGGCUCAACUAUGGCAGUGCUGGGAGUUGUUGGUGGACUGGUGAAAACUGUUUUCCUGCCAUUUGCGGAGCAGGAGACUGUUGAGGACGCACCGGCAGAGCUGAUCGUGAAGAAGGAGAAGAAGCAGCUGCUGAAGUCACACACCACCUUGGUUCGCCCCGAAGUUGUGGACGUGCUAAAUAUGGUAGUGAUUGAGGCCAAGGCCAAACAUCUGGUGACUGCUGGGCAGAGGAGCUCGAACCGCUUACAUGCUUCUUAAAGAAACCCUCCCAUCCUGGUGUAAAUGGACUCACACUUGCAAUGUUGAUGGUGAUGGUGGUAAAUUAAAACACCAUGUUGAACUGGUCACUUUGUACUCAUUCUUUUAUUUCAGAUUUGGUUAAACAUUCCCUUUUGACUGGCAAAAAAACUAGUAAAUAGACUGAAAACUGGAGGGUACCGUAAUGUCUCGCUGCUGGGCAGCAGAUACCUUUGGAUGUGACUUGAUGAAUGUGUUGGAGGAAAAAUGGAAUGUGUGUGAUUUAAUUAAUUUUGCACUCUAAUAAAGCUAUUUUUCAGCUA
Molecule: messenger RNA, 731 nt
Organism: Anarrhichthys ocellatus (wolf-eel)
Lineage: Eukaryota; Metazoa; Chordata; Actinopteri; Perciformes; Anarhichadidae
Gene: g0s2
Product: G0/G1 switch 2
Exons: 2
Coding region: 85-429 (114 amino acids)
Source: RefSeq, a predicted model, not a curated record